AUGUUACUACACACAUGUACCUUCAACGAUAAACCCAUCGCACAGGUUCAAAUCAACGUCUCAUUCUCGUUCGGCUGUCAUGAUCAGACCUUACGCAUGCGCACUCAGAUGCUCUUCGAUUUCACAAAGUCGACGCCUUCGCAGCUGGAAAACUUCUGGAACACACGUGAUAUUUGUGUACGUGAAAAUCCUGGAAAGUGGGUUAAACAAUUUUUCUGCGAAGGCAAGAAUCCUUUCACCUCAUACAUGGAUUGGAAGCCCUGUCAAUGGUUGAGCUGGGAUGUGAGUGACGAAGGACCACUACAGAUUACCUUGAACCGCAACCUGGGGAAGCGUGAAUGGCCGAAUAAGGGCUGGAUUCGGAACUGUCGCAGACUUCCUAAGUAG
Molecule: messenger RNA, 387 nt
Organism: Penicillium hordei
Lineage: Eukaryota; Fungi; Ascomycota; Eurotiomycetes; Eurotiales; Aspergillaceae
Exons: 1
Coding region: 1-387 (128 amino acids)
Source: RefSeq, a predicted model, not a curated record